GCUCACUAAACUUUAUAUGGUGUACUUGCCGGCCGUCUACCGAUGGUUGACAUAGGCGGGCUUAGCGAGGAGCUGCAGCGAUGCAGCUCGGAGCUGCAGCAGAUCGUUGGCAGGGCCGACUGGCUGCUGGAUCCCAAGAGCACUGAAGCUCAGCGUGCAGCUGAGGCGGCUCGGGGCUUCGUGAAGCUCUUCUUCGACACCUGUCAGGCUCAGAGCCGGGUGAAGACCGGGCUAGAGCACUUGGUGGUGGAAGGCUUCGAACACGAGCAGAUCUGGGAGGAGCUUGAGGUGCAGAACGUGCCUUUGCGGCUCAAAUUGCGCAAGCGUCUUACAAAGCUCAGCGCCCAGGCUGACAUUGACCUCUCCGUCUCAGUUCCGCAAGUGGAUGCGGAUGAGAAGGAGGAUGAAGUCCUAGAGCCAAAGGAACUCAAGCGGAAGGCCAAAAAGCCAAAGGCUCCGCCAGGCGAUGGCUCAGAGGAGGCUACACCUUCGAAGUUGAAGGACAAGGCAGCGAAGCCGGCGGAGGCAGAGGCGGAGGCGGAGGCGGAGGAGGCUGACGAGAAAGCACCUGAGGACUUCUUCAGCAUGGAGGACAUGGAGAAGUUUACCAGCAUGGCGGAUGAUGGCAAGAUGAGGUUAGACGAGGAUGCAGAGGAAAGCGACUUCGACCUUCUUGAGGCUGGAGAUGAUGAUGACGAGGCCGGCAAGAUCACCUUCAACGACUUCUUCGGAGGCAAUGAGCCGGAGAAGGUGCAGGCGCAUGACAAGCAACCCCUGGAGGAGGAGGAGACCAAUGACGGAGACGAGGAGGCAGCAUCAGAGCUUGAGGACCUGGAGGAAGAGGAGCAGGCUCUUGAAGCCCAGAUCAAAGCACUGCAGGAGGGGGAAGGGGAGGAAGAGGAGGAACAAGAAGAGGAUGAAGAAGCCGAGGACGCCGUUGUCAGAGCCCGCAAAACUGCAAGCUGCCGUGACCGCGAGGUGAAGGAUGAAGGCAAGCUCUCCGCGAGCAAGGGCAAAUCCCUCUACGAGAUGGACAGGCACCUGAAAAGCUUGGAGGAGGAGGUAAAGAAGCUAGAAGAAGAACAGCUGCAAGAGAAGACCUGGGAAAUGAAGGGAGAGGUCUCUGCGCGGCAGCGGCCUUUGAAUUCCCUUCUCGAGGUUGCACUAGACCAGCCCAUGACGCACUUUGCCGCCCGCAGAGCUGAGGAGCUCGCCGGCGAGGGCGACGCAGAUGAGGAGGCGAUGGAAGACGCCCCGGGCGCGGAUGAACUUGCCAAGUCUUCCAAGCUGGACUUGGAGGCCAUCAUCAAACAGCGUGUUUGGGAUGAGUCCUUCGAUGAUGUGGUGCGCAAGACGCAGUUGCCACCCUCUCAGCGGCCUGACGAUGAGGACACCGUAGAGACCUUGAACUUCCAGAAGAGCCGAGUUGGCCUUGGCGACAUUUACGCCAAGCAGUACGAGGCGGAGUUUUUGGGCCACGCGACGGACUCUCAGAAGGCGGAAGACAAGGAGAAGGCCGAGAUCAAGGAGAUCUUCGUGAAGCUCAUGUUUAAGCUGGACCAGCUGUCAAACGCUCACUUCACGCCCCGUCCGCCUAUGCUGGGCGGGGGUGAGCAGAAGGCGCCGGCACUGAAGAUGGAGGAGACCAUCCCCCUCAUGGUCUCGGAUGCCACGCUGCAAGCGCCAGAAGAAAGGAAGGCCCCAAGGCGACACGUCAAGGAUCAUUCCGAGCUUGCCCAUGAUGAGAAAACCGCAGUGCGCCGCUCCAAGAAGGCGGCGCGGAAGAAGAGCCUGGAGCGCAAGGUUGAAGCAGGCCAGAUGUCGCUGAAAGGCCGACGAGAGCGAGAUCAGAAGCUGCAAGAGAAGAACAAGGCAGCGAAGGCUGAGAAGGCAGCGCAAGGGGAAGUGAAGGAUCCCAAGAAGCGGCUCAAGGCCUCAGAGCUCCUGCAGCAGGCGGCGGAGAACAGUAAGUCAGACAUCUCAAAGAAGGAGGAGGUGCGAAAGCAACGUGAGGCAAGGCCUGAGAACACUCCCAGCUCGAAGCGCCUAAAGCUUUGAGCCACUCGGCCUCGUGGCCUUGAGCGAGCUUUCAGCAGGGCAGUGUGGCACGGUCU
This is a messenger RNA of Effrenium voratum, 2114 nucleotides long. Lineage: Eukaryota; Dinophyceae; Suessiales; Symbiodiniaceae. The record is from the annotation of a GenBank genome assembly.